AUGCGAGUGCCCAUGCGAAAUGCAUUGUUGCAGUUCUUGGCGAGUGUUCAACAAGGCAUUGCUUACACCAGCAGCGUGUCCCGUCCCGGUGGUCAGAACCGAGUGGUAGAACUGGAUUCGGCCGAAUCACAAAUCGAGCAUAUUGUCGCCGCGUCGGCUGAAUGUAUGCGGGGGACACCGCACGAAGGAACGUGGGUCUUCAUGCACGAUGCAUUGUCCCAAAUGACAUGCAAAUCUACGGUUCAAUGGAUGAAGGACACUGGGACCAGUGGGAAACAGCCCGGAAUUUAUGCCCUGGGACUCCUCCCUUAA
Molecule: messenger RNA, 312 nt
Organism: Aphanomyces astaci
Lineage: Eukaryota; Oomycota; Saprolegniomycetes; Saprolegniales; Verrucalvaceae
Exons: 2
Coding region: 1-312 (103 amino acids)
Source: RefSeq, a predicted model, not a curated record